Molecule: messenger RNA, 1794 nt
Organism: Ahaetulla prasina
Lineage: Eukaryota; Metazoa; Chordata; Lepidosauria; Squamata; Colubridae
Product: ubiquilin-1-like
Exons: 1
Coding region: 1-1794 (597 amino acids)
Biological process (GO): ubiquitin-dependent protein catabolic process
Cellular component (GO): cytosol
Molecular function (GO): polyubiquitin modification-dependent protein binding
Source: RefSeq, a predicted model, not a curated record
AUGUCUGAGAGCAAAAGAGCACCCGGGGCCACUGCGAACCACAGAAGCCGGGUCAUCAGAGUCACUGUCAAGACCCUCAAGCGCAAGGAGCAAUUUGAGGUGGCCGACAGCACCCGCGUCCAAGAGUUCAAGAAGCUGAUCGCUGACCGCUUCAAGACACCCCCUGAGCAGCUGUCCCUCAUCUUUGCUGGUGAGAUUCUCAAUGACCAGGAUACACUUGUGCAGCGCAAGAUUGGGGAUGGGUCCAAAGUCCAUCUCUUCAUCAAGUCCCAGAGGAAGCCCUCAGGCAACCCAGGGGACAAUCCAGCUGCGCCCACAGCCUUCCCGCCAAUGCCAGUCACUCGAGAGAUUUCCUCAGAACACAGUCUGGACCUAUCGGAUUGGAGCAACCAGCCUGAAGACCUGAUGGCCUCCUGCCACGAAAUUGUGGCCCAGACCAUGGAGAACCUUCUGCUCCAGAUGGUCACGCUGAACCUGGAUGCCUCUGCCUUGAACAGCAACCCGCUUCUCCUGGGCUUCCUCAUUGGAGUCACCGGCAUGAACGUGCUGGACUUAAAUGCCCAAGACGUUUCUGACUUUGUCAGCGAAGCCCAGGAGCAGGAUGUGACCCGACAGGAGCUCAUCAUUGAAGUGAUGCAGCACCCCUUUGUGCAGAACCUUUUUGGGGACACCGAACAAGUCAGGCAGAUGAUCAUGUCUGUGCCUCAGAUGCAGCAGCUGGCCGAACAGAACCCUGAGAUCAACCACAUCCUCAACAACUCUGAAUUCCUGCGGGAAAUGAUUGAUGUGGCCACCAGCCCAGCUGUCAUGGAUGAGAUCAUCAGGAACCACGACCGAGCCCUGAGCAACCUGGAGAGCACCCCGGGGGGUUACAGCGCCUUGCAACAGCUGUACAACGACAUUGAGGUACCAAUGCUGAACGCGGUGCAGGCCCAGUUCCAGGGCAGUUCAUUUCCUCUCUCAGACACCAAACCUUCCCCUGGGGGGAUCAGCCCCCUCUCCCGGACAGAGAACAGGGAACCCCUGCCGAACCCCUGGGCACCCCAACCGAAUAGCAGUGGUGGUGACAACAUAUGUAAUGGUGACAUCAGCAAUGCUGGUAACGGCGCUGAGCAAGGUUACAUCCUGCUAGCGUUGGGCCCCGGAGUCCGGCAAGGACCUAGCAAGACAGAAAGCAUCCAAAACAUGGUUCAUCAGCUCACAGACAACCUGGAAUUCAUGCAGAACAUCUCCAACGCCCUCACGAAGCCUAACGGCCCCGCUCAGACGUUCCUCAGUCACUGCAACUCCCCGAUGAGGAAUGAGGGGCCUCCGCCUCAGGAGUGGCCCCAGCAGCUCCCGUCCAAAGUGGCCAAGUCAGCCUCUGCCCUGCUGCUGACCAACCCCCGAGCGGUCCAGGCUCUCCUCCAGUUGCAAAUGAGCCUGCUGAUUCUCACCAGGGAAGUCCCCGAUUUCCUGCAAGCUCUGACAGACCCCGAUGUUGACCUAGAAAGCAUGGAAGACUCGGAGGAGGGGGACAGCCCGUCUUCAGAAGCAGAGAGCUUCAUCUCCAUUGAAGAAAGCUUGGAGCUGGAGAGCAACGCCUCCAAAGCAGAUGAUGAAGAAAAGGAGGAGGAGGAGGAGGAGGAGGAAGACAUGGAACAGCAAGCUCCAGAGGCCCUUUACCAGGUCCAGUUGGAGCAGCUCAGAGCGAUGGGCUUCCCCAACCAGGAACUGAACCUUCAGGCUCUAAUGGACACAGAAGGAGAUAUCAGUUUGGCAAUUGAAAAGCUAACAAACUCUCGUGCAUCCUAG